Heterotrigona itama is the source of this 327-nucleotide messenger RNA. NCBI's taxonomy places the organism in Eukaryota, Metazoa, Arthropoda, Insecta, Hymenoptera, Apidae. The record is from the annotation of a GenBank genome assembly.
AUGAGAGCGCUGCAAAUUGAGCAAAGGCGCCGAUGGGGAAGUAGAGGAAGGUAUUCAUUGCCAACGCUAUCACAUCCGAACUGUGGCCGCAAGAAUCAAUGUUGCUUCGCGAAGCAGCUCGGAAUCCAGCAACGAAGAUGUCACAUCUCCAUUGGCGACCUCAAUACAAUCUCCACAAGCGCAAGAGCCACCCUCAAAGCAACAGUCAAAUCUCGCAAUAGCAAUUACUCACGGACACUUACAUUUUUUAAAGUUCCCAACAUUUCCUCCGUCAUACCCAAACAGCUGAUUAACCGAAAAUUAAAAUACCAAAGAACAUCAAGCUAG